Messenger RNA from Vombatus ursinus (common wombat), 3661 nucleotides. RefSeq names its product SH3 binding domain protein 5 like (gene SH3BP5L). Gene Ontology annotation, biological process: negative regulation of protein tyrosine kinase activity; intracellular signal transduction. Gene Ontology annotation, cellular component: cytoplasm. NCBI's taxonomy places the organism in Eukaryota, Metazoa, Chordata, Mammalia, Diprotodontia, Vombatidae. Gene Ontology annotation, molecular function: protein kinase inhibitor activity. Bases 731 to 1894 code for a protein of 387 amino acids. The record is from RefSeq and is a predicted model, not a curated record. The transcript has 8 exons.
CUUGUGGUUGGACCGGUUUGUUGGGGGGAGGGAUAAAGGGAAGGUAGAACGAGGUUGGUUGUCACUGAGAAGCCCCGGACACUGGAAGGCUAAACGUCCCUCACUUCAUUCAACUUAUCCUCAUAUGAAAUGGUCUCAAAGCCUUUUACCAUCCUCUGUCAGGAGGUUGGUAAAGGUUCAUAAGGAAGAAGAAGGCUGGUGAAGGUCGAGUAGAAGAUGAGAGAGGAGGAAGGAGGCUGGUAAAAGAAUGAGAAAGCAAGGAGCUAGGAAGGGGGUAGGAAGAGGGAGAAGAAAUCUCCAGAGACCAAGCCAGGUUUCUGCCUUCAUUCAGGCUCGACCAUAUCACUUCAGCUACCACCUCAUCCUGGAGGCACUCUGCCUCUUCCCUACCCGAAUGGUGCUACUUCCUGCUGCCCCAGGAUCCAGGUCUCUUCUGUUCCCUACCUCAGAGCUGGGGUUCCAAGUCUCUCCUAGUAGAAGGACCCUUACCAGGAAACAAGGACUUUCCCCUAGACAGUAUUUCUCCAAACUAAGAAACCUGUUUAUCAGUUUGAAUUUGACCCUCUAACCAUUGUUUUACCCUCUCUGAGGACUCAAGAGCUCUUGUCCUUAUACCUCCUUUCUUCAUCCUUUGAGGAGAAACUUCUCCCUAAUAGCUGUAGCUUGGGUCCCUGGUCCCAACAUGCUAGUCUGUUUUUGUGAAUAGGGCCUUGCCUAUUUCCUGGUUGGCAUGGCUGAGCCAAGACAGGUUCCAGGUGGCCGGGAGACUCCACAGGGGGAGCUUCGGCCAGAGGUUGUUGAAGAUGAGGCCCCUCGGAGUCCAAGUCAAGAGGAGAUGAGAGGAGGACAGAGCGGCAGUAGCAGUGAGACAAAGUUAUCUCCUAGAGAAGAGGAGGAACUGGAUCCUAGAAUACAGGAGGAGCUAGAGCACCUGAACCAGGCCAGUGAGGAAAUCAACCAAAUAGAGCUACAACUCGAUGAGGCACGGACCACAUAUCGGAGGAUCUUGCAGGAGUCAGCUCGAAAGCUCAAUACACAAGGUUCUCACUUGGGAAGCUGCAUUGAUAAGGCCCGGCCGUAUUAUGAGGCACGGAGGCUGGCCAAAGAGGCUCAGCAGGAAACACAGAAGGCAGCCCUGCGCUAUGAACGGGCGGUGAGCAUGCACAAUGCUGCUCGAGAAAUGGUGUUUGUGGCAGAACAAGGUGUCAUGGCUGACAAGAACCGGCUUGAUCCCACGUGGCAGGAGAUGCUUAAUCAUGCCACUUGCAAGGUGAAUGAGGCAGAGGAGGAACGUCUUCGGGGAGAGAGGGAGCACCAACGGGUGACCAGGCUGUGCCAACAGGCAGAGGCUCGGGUACAGGCCUUGCAAAAGACUCUUAGGCGGGUCAUUGGCAAGAGUCGUCCAUACUUUGAGCUUAAGGCCCAGUUCAACCAGAUAUUAGAGGAACACAAGGCCAAGGUGACUGGCCUAGAACAACAAGUGUCUCAGGCAAAGACCCGCUACUCAGUUGCCCUGAGAAAUCUGGAGCAGAUCAGCGAGCAGAUCCAUGCCCGCCGCAGGGGUUUGCCCCAAGCCUCAGUUCACAGGCGCUCCUCCCCAGUAGGGGCUGAGGCUGGACCUGAGAGUGGGGAUAGUGGAGACAUCAGGGUUGAGGGGGCAGAGGGUGGGUAUCUGGAGGAGAGUGGGUCCCUUGAACCUAGCCCUGCCCCUGAUACCUUGAGUCUCCUGAGCCUUCGCACUGUUGCCUCAGACCUACAGAAGUGUGAUUCAGUGGAGCACUUGAGGGGCCUCUCAGACCAUGCCAGCUUAGAUGGCCAAGAGCUAAGCCCUGAGGGUGGGGGAGAUCAUGGGAGUGGGAGUCGAGGUCGUCACCAACGAAGCGUCAGCUUAUAGCCCUCACUUUCCCAAAGAGCUGUGUCUCCUCUUUUUGUCCCUAUUCCUCUUCUCACUUGGGGUUCUUACAGACUCUGUUGGUCUCCCUUAGCCCUUUGAGUUCUGCUCUAUUUUGAAAAGCCCCUUACUUCUAUCUCCUCUGCCUCUGUGAUGAUCUCUUUUUUUUUCAUCACUGUGUCACGCUCCUGUCUCUUCUUUCACUGUUACAAGUUUCACUUCUGCCUUAUUCUUAUUAUUAAAUGCCCUCUUUCUUAGCCUAGAUCGCUCUGUCAUUCUCUGUCUCCUUCCCUCUUCAUAUUUUUCUUUCUACCUGAAUUUCUGUUCAUUUUUCACCAUUUUUGUCUGUCUCUCACUCCCUUUCUCCUUCCCCUCAGGGAAUUCAGUCCAGAAGGAACAGGAAGUUGACCAAGGGAGGAGUGCUGUCCAUAGAGGCUCCAAGUUGCUCUUCUCAUUUUUUUUACUCCCCUAGUCCAGACCUAUAGACCCAUCCUCCACAGUCAUCCUUCCCCAUGUUGAGAUUCUCUUAAUAAGACCCCCAAUACUGCUGGACCCUACUAGAGAUUCUUAUGUUUUUUGUCCUAUCCCAGACUUGCAACCCUGCAUAUAAUAAGUUCAUUUACUCAAGAUGCCUUUCCCCAGUUUUUAGUGACUAUUACAUAACUCAAAAAAAGUCAAGUCUUAUAGGAUAAUGGGGGAGAAAUCUGAAGAUUUCUAACCCUUAUCCUGUCUCCCCUGACCCAUGUUAGCAGUGACACUAGGUUUCUAGUGAGUGGUCCAUAUAAAGAAUCCUCCUGUUACCAUAAAUAACCUUUGGUGUUUCCCCAGCUGACUGCUGAUUUUUUUAAGAUGAGAAGGUCCUGUGGAGUCUGUAAUUUGAUAGAUCAGUUUGAGAGGGCCUGAAGUGAGUUGUCCAGACUUCAAGAUAGAUGACUUUCCUCCAUGCUCUUGCUGGAGCAAUGUUUUACCGUGUUCACCAUGUUUUACCUGUCAAGUGUAAAUGAUUGGUCCUCUUCCCCAGAUGCUCAGCAUAGUCAAGGAUAGAAUUAUGAACUACUGUUCCUCAUUUUACCAUCUCUCUGACAUCGUGGGUAGGAAAACUUGGGUACUGUUAGGGUUGGACCCAAAUCCUUUCUCCCUAGCCCUCCUCCUAUAUAAGUUUCUAUAUAUCCCUCUAGGAGUUUCUUGAUUUGGCUGCUAUACUACUCCCUUCCUUCUCCCACUAUCUCCCCCCUACUCCCCACCCCACCCCAACACCCCCAUGUCCCAUCAGUUGAAGAUGGAGAAUAAGUUGUGGCAAUGAAAGCCCUGUAUCUCCAUGGAAAUCAGACACUGGGGAGGUAGGUCACACCUAUAGUACACAAUGAUCCUCACACAUCCACAGGGUGUGUGUUGGAGGGGAGGUUAUUUCCCUCUUCCUACUAUCUAAUAGAAUGGAAAGUUGUUCCUUUUGACAGUGGGCAUAGAGGAAUCCAUUUGCCUCUGCCCUCAUCUUGCUUUGUUUCACCUCAUCUAUCUUUCAUAGGUACUGUUCUACCCCUGUCCUUCCCUAAUAAGCUCUCUGUGUAUGUGUUUUUUGGGAGAAUGAAGGUUUACAUUUUAAAUUCCUGUCCUGUGUGUCAUUCCCCCAGGACAGGGCAAAAUGGUCACAAUGAAAACCAUUGUGUUUGAGGUGACUAUUGGGUGGAGGUGGAAGGAAAAUGGGGAGUGUGUGUGAGAAUGGAGGGGCAGACUGAUAGGAUUUUAUUUAAAUAAAAAAUGCAACUGGAA